Macrobrachium nipponense is the source of this 1884-nucleotide messenger RNA. RefSeq lists its product as uncharacterized. Gene Ontology annotation, cellular component: extracellular region. Gene Ontology annotation, molecular function: chitin binding. The record is from RefSeq and is a predicted model, not a curated record. The coding region runs from base 103 to 1422 and encodes 439 amino acids. The transcript has 2 exons. Lineage: Eukaryota; Metazoa; Arthropoda; Malacostraca; Decapoda; Palaemonidae.
UUCCGCCCUUCUCCCCCCCGCCUCCCCAAAAGGCACGGUAUAUUAAAAAGUUGCAGCUUGCAGUCGCGACCAGUUUCGACUGAGAUUGACCUGAAACCAAUCAUGGAAGUCGUCAAGGAACUUCGGAGAUGUUUCGUAAUUCUGGUUGUGCUGUCUUCCAUCGUCUCUGGACAUGAUAUCAGGAAGCCUCCAGCAGGGUCUGGAAUUGCUCUCUCGAGAAAACUGGUAGCCAGUUUUAAAAAGGGAGUCGGUGCCGACUGCGUUGACACAAUCACCUGCGGAAGCGAGCGCUUUGUCCGUAAGUGCACCAACUGUGAUCCCAGAUAUUUCUACUGCGCAUCGCCUGGGGCCGCUCCAUUGGAGAAACAGUGUCCAUCUGGGCAGUUAUUCAAUCCAGAUCCCUACUAUCCCAAAUGUAUCCUGUCUGGCAACUGCCCUUUCCACCCUUACCCAGUACCCUCAACUACGAAGAAACCUGACCCCACUGCUCUGACAACCAAGGGAAGUUGCGUCGAUACAGUCGUCUGUAAAGAAAAGUCGUUCAUUGCCAAGUGCAGCUACUGCGACCCAAGGUACUUCUUCUGCUCAGGGGCCGGAGCAGAGCCAGUGCCAAAGACGUGUCCCUCCGGCCAGAUGUUCAACCCUGAUCCUUAUUAUCCAAAGUGCAUUUUGACAAAUAACUGCCCAUACCAUCCUCCUUGGGUUUCAACCACCACUACAACCACAUCCACCACAACUACAACAGCUACAACAACGACCACCGUGCCUUCCACUACAACAACUACAAGUACUGUUACAACCACUGUGCCUUCAACGACAACUCCAUCUACAACCCCUGAGCCUACAACGUCGACUACAUCUACAACCACUGAGCCUUCAACGACAUCUCCGUCUACAACCCCUGAGCCUACAACGUCGACUACAUCUACAACCACUGAGCCUUCAACGACAUCCCCGUCUACAACCCCCGAGCCUUCAACGACAGCUGCAUCUACAACCCCUGAGCCUUCAACGACAGCUGCACCUACAACCCCUGAGCCUUCAACAACAGCUGCAUCUACAACCCCCGAACCUUCAACGACAGCUGCAUCUACAACCCCCGAACCUUCAACGACAGCUGCAUCUACAACCCCUGAGCCUUCAACAACAGCUGCAUCUACAACCUCUGAGCCUUCAACAACAGCUGCAUCUACAACCGCUGUGCCUACAACGACAGCUACUUCAACUAUAGCCACUGCAUCCACGACAUCUAUCGAAUCGACUUCUGCCUCUGCUGUGACGGAAACUCCAACAUCAUCAGGCACAACAGAAAAAAGCUCUUCCGUGGUUAUCUCAGAUGGGUCAACUACAAGCCCAGAAUGCAGGGACACACUUAUUUGUGAGGGUCCAGGAGAUUUUUGGAGAUGUAAUACUCUGCUUUAAAGAGUAUUUCUAUUGUGAAAAAGAGGGAGCUGAGGGAAUAUGUAAGGAAUGUGAGAACGGUUUAUGUCUUCAACCCUGAUCCAGCCUUUCCAAAAUGUAUCUCACCAAGUAUCUGCCCUUUCCACCCAGAGCCGACUGCGCUACCUGCAUUGUGAAAUAUCUUUGAAUUAUUUUCACUGAGGAAAGAGUGACUUGCGUAAGAAAGUCACCAAUGUGAGUGGCUGUUGUUUCUUUAACAUUAAUCAAGGUUACUGCCCUGAGCAACCUUUUCAGGGAAUAACCAGUAACCACUCCUUUCGCUGUCAAGUGAAAUUACUGAUUUUAAUUAGUAUAUCUUUUAAUUAUUAUUGAUUUCUUUAUAUUAUCGUGAAUUUUAUUCUGUGUUAGUGGCAUCACCAUAAGAAAUUACAUUUGUUUACGACUUCAAAGCUGCAAUAUCAAUUACAAUUAUUAUUAUUAUUA